Molecule: messenger RNA, 3594 nt
Organism: Limanda limanda (common dab)
Lineage: Eukaryota; Metazoa; Chordata; Actinopteri; Pleuronectiformes; Pleuronectidae
Gene: celf1
Product: cugbp, Elav-like family member 1
Exons: 14
Coding region: 220-1806 (528 amino acids)
Biological process (GO): regulation of alternative mRNA splicing, via spliceosome; mRNA splice site recognition
Cellular component (GO): ribonucleoprotein complex; cytoplasm; nucleus
Molecular function (GO): mRNA 3'-UTR binding
Source: RefSeq, a predicted model, not a curated record
ACAGGCUGACUGCCAUUUUACACUGGAGCUGCUACAUGUCCAAAGUGAUACCACACAACUUACUCAUCUUUACACAAGUCAACGUGUUUGUUUUAAGCAGACGUGCAGUGUGGACAGCGGCACACUGUGGCCACGCAUCCACUGCGACCUCUUGUUUUCACCACACCAGCCAAUUUAACAGUGGCGUGAAAUAACCACGGUAGUAGCACAAGGCCCUGGAUGGAUAGUCUGGACCCUGAAACCCUCUAUGUGUCCCCAGAGCAGGCUGGACAACUCCCCCUUCCAACCUUGGAAGUCUCCGACGUGGCACUGGUGGGCGGAAAGAAGAUGAAUGGGUCUCUGGACCACCCUGACCAACCAGAUGUUGAUGCGAUUAAGAUGUUUGUGGGACAGAUUCCAAGGUCCUGGUCCGAGGAGCAGCUUCGUGAGCUGUUUGAGCCUUAUGGAGCUGUCUAUGAGAUCAAUGUUCUUCGAGACCGUAGCCAGAACCCGCCACAGAGCAAAGGCUGCUGUUUUAUAACGUACUAUAGCCGCAAAUCAGCCUUGGAAGCACAGAAUGCGCUGCACAACAUGAAGAUUCUCCCAGGGAUGCACCACCCAAUCCAAAUGAAGCCUGCUGACAGUGAGAAAAACAACGCGGUGGAAGACAGGAAGCUGUUUAUUGGAAUGAUCUCUAAGAAGUGUAAUGAGAACGACAUCCGACUGAUGUUCUCACCAUACGGACAGAUAGAGGAGUGCCGAAUACUGCGAGGCCCUGAUGGACUCAGUCGCGGUUGUGCGUUUGUGACAUUCACAGCAAGACAAAUGGCACAGUCAGCCAUCAAAUCCAUGCACCAGUCUCAGACCAUGGAGGUAAACUUCAACCUCACACUUUGUGGCUGCUCAUCACCCAUUGUGGUGAAGUUUGCAGACACUCAGAAGGACAAGGAGCAGAAGCGCAUGGCCCAACAGCUGCAGCAACAGAUGCAGCAACUCAGUGCUGCCUCCAUGUGGGGGAACCUCACUGGGCUCAACAGCCUGGGGCCACAGUACCUAGCAAUCUACUUACAGUUGCUGCAGCAGUCAGCCUCCACAGGGAAUGCACUCAACAACCUGCACCCCGUUUCAGGUCUUAAUGCCAUACAGAACCUGGCUGCUUUAGCAGCAGCAGCAACUGCCACACAGGCCACGCCCACAGGCUCCAGCACCAUGACAACAUCUAGUAGCCCACUAAGUGCACUAACAAGCUCAGGCUCCUCUCCUACCUCCAGCAGCAACUCCUCAGUGAACCCUAUGUCUUCUUUGGGUGCUCUGCAGUCUCUCGCUGCUGGUGCAGGAGCUGGCCUCAACAUGGGCUCCCUGGCAGGCAUGGCGGCACUAAAUGGCAGCCUUGGCUCCGGAGGCCUGUCUAAUGGCUCAGGAAGCACCAUGGAGGCCCUGAGCCAGGCCUACUCAGGCAUCCAGCAGUAUGCUGCUGCUGCUGCCAUCCCUAGUUUGUACAACCAGAGUCUGCUGCCCCAGCAAAGUGUGUCAGCUGCAGGUAGCCAGAAAGAAGGACCAGAAGGCGCCAACCUCUUCAUUUACCACCUGCCCCAGGAGUUUGGAGACCAGGAUUUGCUCCAGAUGUUUAUGCCCUUUGGAAACGUCAUCUCUGCUAAAGUCUUCAUUGACAAACAGACAAACCUCAGCAAGUGCUUUGGCUUUGUGAGCUAUGACAACCCGGUUUCAUCACAGGCAGCCAUCCAGUCAAUGAAUGGUUUCCAGAUCGGUAUGAAGAGGUUGAAGGUGCAGCUGAAGCGGUCAAAGAAUGACAGCAAGCCCUACUGAUGGUGCUGAGGCACUGCAGACUUAGUUAGGCAGGGUGUUGUUAUGGUAAGUGGAGUAUGAAUAGCCAAGACUGGUCCACAGAAACUUGUCUGUGCAUUACAGUGUGGUGUCUGCUGCGCUGCCUCUCCUGGUCGUUGUACCGUGUCCAGGCAAAGACACACAUGAAGCUACAUGCAAGAGAUUUUGGGCUAGACUGGAUUCUUCCUGUGUUCUGUUGUGGUUUAUGCACUUUGUUUUCAUUUUAACAAAUGAGAGAAACAGGUGUAUUUUAAUUUAAGUUGAAAUGUUAUCAGUUUGCUGUGGUAUAUAAUAAAUAUAUGAGUUGUUUGUUAGGAUAUGUUGCACUUUGACAGUCAGGUGCCAAACCCAUGUGUUUUUUUACUUCCUGUUCCCCCUGCACUCCACCACCAGCCAGACUCAGCUUAAAGCUCCCUCACACAGGAGCUGCAUCAGAUUAGAAAACAGAAGUCAUCACUUUUCUUUUACAAACCAAAUGUGUGGUUUCCCUUCUGUAUUAAUCAUCUGUAUGAUCUCUUAACAUGGAAACCGUGUAUGUGAUCUACACCUAAAUUAGUAGUGAGGUACAGAGGCUCAGACUGUUCUUAAGGAGGAGCUCCACUAACACAUGCAGACAUAUGGACGCAUUUGUCCUCAAGCAGUGUGUGUGCGCGUCUUUGGUAUUGACAACAUAUCCUUUAUCAGUGACUGCUGUGACAGUUGGGCUGUAAGCAGCCCGUUCUUGUUCUCUGGUGUUUCAACUGAGUUAAAAUGAUUGAGGUCAGGCUUACAUCCUCCUGUAACCUCCCUGAUAGAAGGAGAGAAGCUUGAUGGCCUCUGUUAACAGUCAAAUAUAUCUGAAGUGUCUGGCAGCUGUUGCAUGGCUUACACUAAUCAAGUAGCCUCAGGUAGUUGAGCACACGUUUGCGUUUCGGUUUUGUUGUGUAUAAUCAUUGGCUGGAAUUGACACAAAUAUUAUACUUCUGUUCCCCAGUGUGUUUUCUUUUAGUUUACAACUUUUCUAAUGCAGCUGAUAUUGCAUGUGUGAGUAUAAUCUAACCCCAGCAUGUUUUGGUGGUGCUCCUUCUGUGCUGCUGCACUCUGAGUGACUCAGAUAAAUAUGAGUCUGUCUAAUGGAGAUUCAAAGCCUCAAUGAAAUACAUUUUCUUGUUAUAGUGUGGUUCUACUUUGAAAUCAGGGGAUUUUUUAAAGAUUCAUCGCACCCCCACCUACUGUCCUGCUAGUUAGCGGCUAGCUAAUCUACAGAGGGCUACUUCACUUUGUCUCUCACUGGAUCUCUUCUUUGAUUGGAGAACUCAUAUAAAUGUCAAAUUACUCAAGACAAACAUGUUAGACGCUUAGACUUCCAUUAAAUCAUGUUUAAGUGCUUGUGUGUGCGUGCGUGCGUGCGUGCGUGUGUGUGUUUUUUUUAAAAUAGAACUAGUUGGCAAGACAAUUGUUGAGAUGUAUAUUUAAACUAUUUUGCCUUUUCUAUUUUUAUAUAGGUUUUAUACUUCCCCUGUGUGUUGGGGAACUAUUUAUUGCCUAAAUUAUUUAUCUGAAUAGAAAUUAUUUUGAAAGACAAAUGUGAAGUCCAACAAACUCCACUUGAUCUCCUGGUGUGUGUCCUUAUUUUGCCUGUUCAGCGUUGUUUCCUUUUUGGUGAUGUUUACUAUGUCUCAGUGUGGCAUGGACUGUGUGUGUAGGAUCCAUCAGUGCUGCUACAGACUUCAUAGAACCCCUUCUCUGUCAUACAUGCCUCCAUCUGAAUAAAUAUUUGCCAAAAAAUAA